CAAGAUGUCGCUCGAGGAGAGAUUAACCAAGAUUCGGACCAGUCCGAAGUUGCAGAGCGUGCAGCAGUCCCAAGUGGUGCUUUCUGCCAUCGAGGACACGCUCCGCCAGCAAAAGUCAGAGUUCACACCGACCGCAUACUUCGCCGCCCUGCUGUCUCUGCUGGGCCGCCAGAUCACUGAUCAGGGUCUCGCCAACAAGGAAACCGUGACCGCCGUAGUGUACCUGCUCGACCUUGUCACCCCACAUGUUCCCGCCCCGCUGCUGCGCUCUAAAUUCACCGAGAUCAUCACGAGUCUCGCGCCCGCCCUCACACACCCAGACGCCGACGCGCCGUUCCUGCGGUCGUCGAUAGGAUGCCUCGAGUCGCUGCUUAUCGUGCAGGAUGCGCACGCCUGGGAGCUGCCGCAGACGCAGAUCAGCCCGCGCAGGGCUGUGGCUGGAUUGCUGCAGAUUUCGGUGGACCAUAGGCCGAAGGUUAGGAAGAAGGCGCAGGAAGCGCUUGCGAAGGUGCUUGCCAAUCCGCCUCCGAGUCCGUCGCUGGACCACCCUGCGGCGGAUAUGUGCGCUGAGACAGCGCUGAAGGUGCUGAAUGAUAUCGCUGCGUUGGCGGCGAAAGCGAAGAAGGGCAAGGGCGGCAAGAAUGCGGAGAACAAGGACCCAGAUCUUAUUCACGCUCUGCAGCUCAUCAAGACCAUCGCUACGGCAUCUGGUGGCUGGCCGAGCCGCAAGAUGGACGUGCUCUGCGAGCUGCUGCUGAACAUCUCCAGGUCGACCAACGAGUUCCUCACCAUGGCCGCUUUCGAGAUCUUCGAGGUCAUUUUUGCCGGUAUGGCUUCAGACGAGGUCGCAUCUGCGAAGCUGCCCCGCCUUUUGGAGGUCAUCUCCGAACUGCAGCCCUCAAAGAACGAUUCGCAGCUGCUUCCACCCUGGAUCGCCGUCAUCUCGCGAGGCUACGAAGUUGCUGCUCAGAUUGAGCCCGAGGACACAUUUGCAAAGCUACCGGAGCUUUUCACGAUGGUGUCUGAGUUCCUGGUUUCUUCUUCGCACAACAUUCGGGUUUCUGCUUCCGAGUGCCUGAUCUCAUUCCUGGUCAACAUCAUCCCCGACAGCGUUAUCCUGGAGCCAUCGAUCUACGACGAGAAGACACUGGAGAAGAUUGCAAAGAUAGCACAGAACUUGCUGAGCGUGAAGUUCCAGGCUGCGUGGAUGGAGGUGUUCAGCAUGUUGUCAGCUAUGUUUGAGACUUUGAGGUGGCGCUCAGAUCCCAUCUUGAGGCCAGUCUUGAGGGUUGUUGGAGAUUUGAGGAGCAACGAGAGCUUCUCUGGAAAGAAGGAGGCAGAUGCAGUCAUUUCGAGGGCCAUUGCUUCCAUGGGUCCUGACACUGUGCUUGAUGUUCUCCCCCUGAACCUUCCCCGCCCGCCGCCGGGGCAGACCGGCCGAGUCUGGAUGUUGCCUCUUCUCCGCGAUGCCGUACACAACACGAAACUCGCACACUUCCGGACUGUGAUGGUACCGCUCAGUGAGCAGCUCUUCCAAAGGGUCAUCGAUCACGGGCAGAGGGAGAAGACUAUGGAGAUCAAGGUUUUCGAGACCGUUGUUCAGCAAAUCUGGUCCAUCCUUCCUGGUUACUGCGACCUACCUUUGGACCUGACCGAGGCCUUCGACCAAUCGUUCUGCGAGAUGCUGGCAAACUUGCUCUACAGCCAGGCCGAGCUACGUACCGACGUCUGCAAGGCGCUCCAAAAUCUCGUUGACAGCAACAAGACGGUUGUGGAGCUGGACGGCGACGAUGAUCUUGUCAAGCAGCUUCGAGUCUCUAAGGCCGAUGCUAAGAAGAACCUCGAGUACCUGGCAAGCUUCGCCAGCAAUAUGCUUGCAGUCUUGUUCAAUGUAUACAGCCAGACACUGCCGCAGUACCGAGGUACUAUUCUUCGAUCCAUCAACGCUUUUCUCAGCAUCAUCCCUGAGAAGGAGCUUAUCGAGACUUUCGAGCGUGUAGCCUCAAACCUCGAGCAAGCUAUUCCUGAGGCUGGCCCGCAGACACAGGCUGACAAGCAGAAGCAAGGCAAGGGCGCGAACAAGAUGCCACCGAUGAGCCACACACUCAUGGACCUGAUCAUCACAAUUGCGCUUUACCUCCCACGCGACAGCUACGGCUCGCUCUUCCGCAUGGCCGAGAUCAUGAUCAACAAGGAUGAUGACCCACAGCUGCAGAAGAAGGCCUACAAGCUUAUCCCUCGUCUCUCUGAAUCCGAGAUUGGUAAGUCAGCAUUGCAGGCACGCAAUGGCGAGUUGCAGCAGUUGUUGCUGCAAAGUUCAGAGAAAGUUACAGGGCCUGCACGUCGCGAUCGACUGCUUGCCAUGUCACAGGUUAUUGAGUUCCUGCCACAGAGUGACCUCCAUUUCAUCCCUUCAGUUCUUUCUGAGGUUGUCAUUUCGGCCAAGGAGACCAACGAAAAGGCGCGUGAAGCUGCGUACAAUCUGCUUGUAGCUAUGGGCGAGAAGAUGGCUGAGGGUGGCCAGGUCGUACAGACCAAGGUGCCCAACAUGCCUGCAGAUGCACCUACUGUCGAGGCAUCUCUUGAGGAGUACUUCACUAUGGUUUCAGCCGGUCUGGCCGCUUCGACACCUCACAUGAUCUCUGCUUCCAUCACAGCGGUGACUCGCAUAUUGUACCAGUUCCACUCGAGGAUAUCGGACGAGACGAUCUCGAACCUGCUCGAGUUGAUGGACAUCUUCCUGCAGAACCCCAACAGGGAGAUCGUUCAGAGUGUGCUUGGCUUCGUCAAAGUGGAGGUAAUCACACUACCUGAGUCUCUUGUUCGCCCUCGUCUGCAGAACCUCCUAAAGAACCUGAUGGUCUGGAGCCACGAGCACAAGGCGCACUUUAAAGCCAAGGUCAAGCACAUUGUCGAGCGUCUAGUCCGCAAGUUCGGUGCCGAGGAUGUUGAGCGUGCUUGUCCUCCUGAGGACCGCAAGCUCAUAGUCAAUAUUCGAAAGACACGUGAGCAGCGCAAGAAGAAGAAGCAGCAGGCUGAGGAGGAUGGCGAGGCUCCGGCUGAGAAGCCGAAAGGCAAGUUCGAGAGCGAAUACGAUCAGGCUGUAUACGGUAGCGAUAGCGAAGAGAGCGAAGAAGGCGACUCAGAGGAUGAGUUUGUCAAGAGCCAGAGCAAACAGCGCACUGGCAAGGCAAAGGGCGGGCAGACAUACAUUGUUGAGGACGAGGAUGAGCCGCUCGAUCUGCUCUCAAAGCAGGCUCUCGGCAACAUCUCCUCUACAAAACCCCUACGCCAGCGUCAGCAACCACAAAAGAGGACCGCAGCUCGCACCAACGAAGACGGCAAGCUUGUCCUCGGCGACUCGGACGACGAAGGUGGCGUCAAGUUCAAGAAGUCAAGCAAGAACGACGAUAUCGACAUGGACCUCGACGAAGACAACACCACCCUCGAAGCCGGUAUCAAUGCCUACGUCGACGCCAUCCGCGGACGCGACGCCGCUCAACGCGGUCAGCGCAACAAGCUCAAGUUCAGCAACAAGAGAACCAAGGACGACGAUGACAUGGACAUGGAGGACGACGGUGCGGAUGCGCAAGAGGUUAGGAAAGCCAAGUCCGGCUCUGGCAUGGGCCGUGGUGGCAUGAAGACCCAGCGAAAGGGGCUUGGUGCGGAGAAGCAGCGCGGUCCGAGUGGAAGGGUUGAGAAGGGGAGGAGUCCGAGGGGGAGGGGUGGGUUUGGCAGAGGUGGGAGGGGUGGUGGUCGG
Molecule: messenger RNA, 3760 nt
Organism: Macroventuria anomochaeta
Lineage: Eukaryota; Fungi; Ascomycota; Dothideomycetes; Pleosporales; Didymellaceae
Product: pre-rRNA processing protein-like protein Rrp12
Exons: 2
Source: RefSeq, a predicted model, not a curated record